CUUCGUCAUCAAGCUAUCAUAAGGAACGUCGAGCUUCUGGAAGAGUGUUUAGGCGGGAUGUUACUGGGACAGAGCCUCUCCAUUGGGACGUCCUUCUGCAUGCAGUUGUUUCAGGCCGCAAAGCGGGCUAAGGGCGUGCAAGAACUUAGUAAGACCUGCAGCUACCUGCUCACAGCAUUUUCAAUGCUCUUUGUGUACUGCUGGUUUGGGGACGAUCUCAUUUCGGAGAGUGAAAAGCUGGCGCUUUCGGCAUACGACGCGGCGACUUCCCUACAGGAAUGCCCGACGUCCACCAAACGAUCGCUGAUGCUUCUGAUGCUCAGAGCCCAGCGGCCGUUACGCAUCACUGCUGGUGGCUUCUUCGCUCUCUCCAGAGAGUCCUUCGUGGCGGUUUUGAACGCGUCAUAUUCAUUCUUCGCCAUUCUUCGUAAUUUCAAGGAUGAUUAG
Molecule: messenger RNA, 447 nt
Organism: Schistocerca piceifrons (Central American locust)
Lineage: Eukaryota; Metazoa; Arthropoda; Insecta; Orthoptera; Acrididae
Product: putative odorant receptor 92a
Exons: 5
Coding region: 58-447 (129 amino acids)
Biological process (GO): sensory perception of smell; detection of chemical stimulus involved in sensory perception of smell
Cellular component (GO): plasma membrane
Molecular function (GO): olfactory receptor activity; odorant binding
Source: RefSeq, a predicted model, not a curated record